This is a messenger RNA of Lentinula edodes (shiitake mushroom), 870 nucleotides long. RefSeq lists its product as uncharacterized. The record is from RefSeq and is a predicted model, not a curated record. The transcript is spliced from 5 exons. Gene Ontology annotation, molecular function: GTP binding. Gene Ontology annotation, cellular component: mitochondrion. NCBI's taxonomy places the organism in Eukaryota, Fungi, Basidiomycota, Agaricomycetes, Agaricales, Omphalotaceae. Bases 1 to 870 code for a protein of 289 amino acids.
AUGAGCUCUCUUUUGAACCGCCAUGUCUUGACUCGAACUUCAUCUAUCCUCACCAUCAAAAGGCAUCUAUCUUCUGCCAAAUUCUCUGCCCAAAUCUUCAAGGAUUCGCAGUCUGCGGAGCAAGUACAUUCUUCCCAUGCCGCACAACUCAAAGUAAACGAUGACGGGACUCAAAUCGACGUUUUUCCACGGUUGAAUGGACUUCCAGAGGUCAUUGUCACAGGUCGCGCAAAUUCUGGGAAAUCCUCGUUGUUCAAUGCCGUCUUAGGGCGUAAGGACUUGAUCGCGACUAGCUCAAAGGCGGGAAAGACGCGACGUCUGGAUUUCUUUCGUGUUGGUGCCGCUCCAGGAAACCUUAUUCUAGUCGAUUCUCCAGGUUAUGGCAACCGAGGACGUCCAGAAUGGGGCUUGCUUUUCAACUCCUACGUGAAAAAUCGGCAAGAGCUGAAACGCGUAUACAUUACUUUCAAUGCGAAACAUCCGAUCAAUGAUAGAGACCAACAAAUGCUCGCGCAUCUUUCUCGAACUCUCUUCGAAGUAUUGUCGACUAAUUGGGCCACAUCCUUAGAGAGUGGCAACCUACGCCUGCCUCGCAUCACUCAAAUUCAGCCAGUAAUAACCAAAGCGGAUUAUCUCCCUUCAGCCACUGCCGAAGCACAGCUCGUCAUUGACCGUUUCAGAAAAGAAAUUCAUUCCGCGAUAAAGCUCUCUUUAGAGGAUUCAGAAACUGGACGUAUGGGGAUCUCUUCGGAGGAAUUGGCCAAAUUGAUGUGUCUUUCACCAUUGGUCACUACUGUAAGGUUGAACCCGCCUUUUGGCAUUGAAAGUGUGAGGAGAAAUAUCGUGGAAGCUUGUAAUUUACCAGGGUAA